Molecule: messenger RNA, 890 nt
Organism: Musa acuminata subsp. malaccensis (wild Malaysian banana)
Lineage: Eukaryota; Viridiplantae; Streptophyta; Magnoliopsida; Zingiberales; Musaceae
Source: RefSeq, a predicted model, not a curated record
GAAGCAUAAAGAGGCAGUGCGAGUGGUAUAGCCCGCCGCUAGGGUUUCCGACUACAUCAAUCGCGUCUCUGAUCUCGGAGGGAGUUCUUGGCGUCAUUCCGCGGCGCGGCGUUGGAAGUCUCAGGAUCCAUGGGCAACUUCAGGUUUCAUCAGUAUCAGGUGGUGGGUCGAGCUCUCCCGACUGCCACGGAUGAGCACCCGAAGAUUUACCGUAUGAAGUUGUGGGCUACUAAUGAAGUUAGAGCUAAAUCCAAGUUCUGGUACUUCUUGAGGAAGCUGAAGAAAGUGAAGAAAAGUAAUGGCCAAGUUCUUGCAAUUAACGAGAUAUUUGAGAGGAAGCCAACAAAGAUCAAGAACUAUGGUAUCUGGCUGCGGUAUCAGAGCAGAACAGGUUACCACAACAUGUACAAGGAGUACAGGGACACUACACUGAAUGGCUCUGUGGAGCAGAUGUACAAUGAGAUGGCAUCUCGCCACCGAGUCAGGUGCCACUGCAUCCAGAUUAUUAAGACGGCAACCAUUCCUUCCAAGCUCUGUAAGCGUGAGAGCACCAAGCAAUUCCAUGAUUCUAAGAUCAAAUUCCCUCUUGUCUUCAAGAAGGUCAGGCCCCCUACCAGAAAGUUGAAGACUACUUACAAGGCCUCCCGUCCUAACCUAUUCAAGUAGGGGAGAAUAAGAGAACACAUUUUCCUAAAAUUUUUGCUAUUGGCAUAUUUCCCAUUCUGUUAUACUUUGUUCGUGCAUCGUUGGAUCACUUUUUACUAGUUCAUGAUACUCUUCGAUCUGCAGCAAGUCUGAGAGUUUGCUUGUCUGGGGUACUUUUUCCUGUUUAGAAGCGUAUGUGAUGAUAUCUUAUGAAUUGGAUUCUUUUAGCUCAGUUAAAAAUUUAA